AUGACAAUUUUAUUUACAAAUGUGUGUCUAAUUUUAUUUGUAUUGUAUAUUGAAACAUUUGAAACAUUGGAGAAUUCCAGAGGUAAAAAAAAAAAUUGUUUUUUUCAUAUUACUAUAUUGCUUUUAAGUAUAUUGAAUGAGUCUUUUAAUCUCAAUGUUUACAUUCGGAAAAUAGAAAAAUGUAGAAUUCCAGUCACACUAAACCUGACACAAGGUUAUGAAGAAGAGCUGUGCCGAAAUGUGACACAUAAAUGGUAUUAUGAUUCUGUUUAUCAUGAAUGUAGGAUUUAUACAAGUGGUAUUUGUACAAAUGAAAAUAUGUUUGAUUCUGAGAAAGAUUGUCUGUAUCACUGUGUUGGUGGAAAAAGUAAAAUUUAUAAAAUUUAUUGACCAGUAUAAAUUUUAAUCCUUCAUUUAUUUCUAGACAAUACAUAUCAGGAUACUAUGGGUUAUAAAAAUGAGCCUGGUUCUUCUACAAUGGCACCAAUAGUUCCGGAUGCCAGGGGUGCAGAACUUAGAUUUUCUGAAACUGUCAAUAACACUGUAUUUAUGAUGGCUAAAAAUAAUGCAUUUAUACAACUUGAUGGUUAUCGUAUUCCCACUUUUCAGUUAAGGUAAAAUUAAUUAAUAUAACCAAUUUAUUUUGAAAUAUUAAACAGUGUAUUAUCAAAUAAAAUAGACUUUGUCGUGAAAUUUCGUUUCAAUUCCGGACACGUUUACCUCAUGGACUACUUGUUUAUCAUAGUGUUAAGGAUAGACCUACUGGUCUUCCUCCAUAUGCUUUGUAUGUUAUUGUAGAAAAAGGUCAACUUAAAGUUGUCCAUGUGUAUGGUAAACAUUCAACUUCUGUAAUAGUUGGUGAAGGUAAGUAGAUGAUACCAAAUAUUCUCAAAUAUACCUAUAAAACUUGUGAUUCAUCAUAACUCAUAGCCGCAUCUCUAAAAUAAUGAGCAUGAAAUCAUUUUUAAAAGUAAUAAUUAGUAAAAUUUGUAUAAGAUAUAUAUUAUAAUGAUAAAAAAAAAAAAAAUAAAAAAAUCACCUUUAAUAAGCAUAAUUCCGUCACUAGAGUCAAAUUUACCCCCAGUCAACUUAUCCCUGUUAUAAUAUUUAAUUUUUUUUUUUUUAUAAUUAAUUUAAAACAGUUAUGAGUUUUAUUUUAUAUUUAGUCUGUAGAUGUAUUUAAAAUCUUGUAUUUUCUGUGAUGAAAUUGUAGCAUAAAAAUGGUUGAGAAUGGGGAAGAAAGUUAAAUUUCCCAAAAGAUACAUCCUUGAUACUUACUAUAGUGUUAGUACAUUAGAGCCGUCUUUAUUUUGUCUAUUUGAAAAUUUCUUUCAAGACACCUAUCUUGCGCUGUAUAACAAAAAAAUAUAACAAUAAAGUUUGAAGCCAUUUGAAUAUUAUUUAGUGAAAGCGCCCAAUGUUUUAAUAUUUAAUAACAAAAACUUUCACGAAAUCAAUGAAAAUAUUGUACAAAUGAUCACAGAUUGUUUCAGAGACAAUCAAACGGGAAGGAAUCAGGGAAACAUACCAGCCUCUCCCACAUUGAAACAUUUUUCUUAAACGUUUAUAAUAAUAUACAGUGUUAUUUUUUAAAACAUGUUCAUUGUUCAUUUUACUUUUAUGGUUAAAUUAUGUAUAAAUUCAAAUUCUGAUAUUAGGAAUUUUUAAAUGUAGUGAAAAACGAUAUUUUCGAAUAAUUCAAUUUUUCAUAACACUUAAAGAGUAACCUGUGGUGACAUGUUUUAAUGCCAAUUGUUAAUUGGAUGAUCUUUUUGUAAAUGUUAACAUAUAUUUUAAUCGAAAUUUGAAUGAAAAGUUUCUAAGUUACUCUGCUUUAAAUUCUAAGGAUAACUGAUUGUGGAAAUAAGAAAUUAUUCAUAUGAAACAUUCAUUUAUAAAACGUCAACAUAUUUAAAAAAAUCAUCGGAUAUUGAUGAUUUGCAUUAAAACAUGGAGGUUUUCAUUAGAAAAACUAAAUUUGUUAUCACUACAGGAUACUUCUUAAAUUUUGUAAAAAAUUGAAGUACGCGUAAAUAUCAUAGUUCAAUGUAUUUAAAAAUUCCAAAAGUCACAAUUUGAUUUAUGUGUAAUUUAAGUAAAUAAAUGAAGUGAUCAUGCUUAAAUCGCCCUGUAUAUUAUAUUAUAUCUUCAUAGUUAUAAAAAAAGAUUAUGUAAACAAUAAUUAUUCUUAAAAAUGAUCCUUACCCCUCACCCCCCCCCCUUUCUGACAAAAUCAUUUGAUCGUUAUUGGUUUGUUUAGAAUUGUUUUUUAAAAAUAAAAACAAAGAACCUAUUUUAAUGAUUUUUUUUUUUGUUUGAUUCCACAUAUGGUUUAGAUUGUUGAAGAGUCUCUUGAAUAUAAAAUAGUAAUAAAUAGCUUAGCUGUAAUUAUGAAAAGCUUAUUAAUGCCUUAAUAGACUUGGAGUCUUUAAUUACACUACGUUUUAAUAUUUAAUAACAAAAAAGUUUCACAAAAUCAAUAAAACAGUGCAAACGAUCAGUUUAUUAUCUAAACGAUUUGUUUUUAAUAAUAAACAAAGGACCUAUUUUAAUCCCAAGUCCAUUGUCUUAUGUCUUUUUUUGAUACCAUACAUGGAUAUGAAUCUUUAAUUACAUAUAUACUAGUAACUAAUAAUAGUAUUUAUAAUCAAUAAUAAUAUUAAUAAAUGUCACACAUUAUAAUAGGUAAUUAUUUUAUUUUCAUUGAACAUUUUGAACAACUUCUAAAGUUCUUAACAUAGUGUACACGAGCCAAUAAUUUACUUAAAGACUAUAUAAUAGUACCUAAUCAUAGUGAAAUUACCAUUGCAUAAUUUAUACUGGUUUGGUUAAGUAAAUAAACUAAAAAAAAGACUGACAUAUUUCGUACGUGGGUGAAGCCACUGUUGUAGGUGGGAAGUUGAGAAAGUAGGGUACAGAAGGGUAUUUAAUGUAUAUCUGUAAGCAACGAUGAACCAUUGCUAACGAAAAAACGAUUCUGAGUAGUGAGGUAUAGUUCACUUGACAGUGAUGCUUUGUUAUCAAUAUACAUGUCAUAUUAUAGUAAAAUAAUUAAAUAGGCAUUAUAUUUUUUUUUAACAAAAUUUGUUUGAUACUGUACCGAUUUUUACUUUUUUUCUGUGUUUUUCCCGGUUUUCUCAUGUUUUCCAGGUUUUUCACAUUUGCUGGGAAAACUUUUGAGAAAAUCGAAAAAUGACCUCUGUAAAGUACCUCCCUAGUCAAAUUUCCUUUCAGAUAAAUUGCUAUCAUUAUGAAUUGGAGCAAAAUAUUGCUAGUAGAAAAACUUGUCCACAAGAAUAAAAAAGGCCGUAAUAUUUUUAACUAAUAUCCCAACCUAAAUAGUUAAACUACAAUUUUAUGCCGGUUUUUCCCAGAUAUUAUGAAAACCGCUUGAAAAAUAAAAAUUAAAGGGGAAAUUAAAUGCAUAUCUGUAUGCAACGAAUAAUGAUUAACCAUUGCUAACGAAAAAACGAUUCUGAGCGGAGUUAGGUUGAUAGUGUUGCUCUGUCAAAAAUAUAUGUCAUAUUAUGGUAAAAUAAUUGCAUAUGCAUUAUAUAUUUUCUUUAAUAUUCAUUUAAUAUUAUACCUAUUUUCCCAUUUUUCCUGGUUUUCCCAUGUUUUUAUGUUUUUAGUUACUCUAGUUAUGGCACAUAUUUGACUAAACACCAAGAAUCAUAUAUAAGGUACAUAUCAGUUUGUUCAAUCAGUAUUUACUUUUAGUAUUGAGAUAUGGGGAAACACCUAUGAUAUCCAUUUGAACAAAAUUAAAAUUUCACUGAAUAAAGUUAUUAAGUUUAUACAGAUUAAAACUACUAAGACUUUAUUGGGCGUCAAUUAAGAAGGGCAAGAAAGGAACAUGUCCUCCUGGCUUUCCCGUGUCUCUAAUACAUAUAUACAUAAAAUAUUAUGAUUUAUAUUAAAUCUGGCUUUUGAAUUAUUAGCUAAAAAUAACUUAUCACUAUCAGGCGUUAGUCGUUAUUCGAUAGUUUGUUAAGAGGACGCCCGUCACCGACAAAUCUCCGUCUCACAAACGUGAGACAGCAAAUUUGAGUUCAGUAGGUCACAUUUUGUGUCGUUAGUUUUAAUAUUAAAGCAAAUUGAAUAUGAAUAAAGGAAUAUAAUAUUAUGCUACGAAAGUUAUAUAUAGCAGUUAAUAGGUUAACAGAAAGGUAAAUAUUAUUGAACAAAUACAGUGCUCCCCCCCUGGAUUUUUGAAGAUGGGCGCCCUUGCUUUCUUGUACAAAAUGUAUACACCGGAUGAUUCUUUUAUCGUUAAACACUCAUUAUCUCGAAAAGUAUUAACGUUUUUCGGAAUCUGUUUUAUAGAAAAUUUAAGAAUCAAACACCUCAACAUUUUACAUUUACAUUUUUUUUUUGUUACCUUAAUUUUUGGGGUUGAAAUGACUAUCUAGUUUUGAUUUUCAAAUGGCAACUUGUAUUGAAAAUUCCUUAAAUAGAUUAUAGAUAUGUAAUAGUAAUAAUUAUGUAAUAGUUAUAAUAGAUUUUAACAAAAAAAAAUAAAAUAACUAAUUGUUUCUUAAAUUUAAAAAAAAAAACAUUUUCUAAAAUAUUCAAUACUUUUCGAAAUAAUGAGUGUUUAACGAUAAAAGAAUCUCCCAGUAUAAGUACUGGGAGAUUAAGUCCCUUGGAACUUAAUUUACCUAUUUGAAUUUGAAAAACUAUUUAACCUAAAUUUACUUUUUUUGUCUUUUAAGCAAAAAAAAAUAUUUCCUGACAUAUACCCAUGCGGGUAUAAAGACCUCUUAAGUCUAAACAUUUCACUAUAGCUAUUAUAUUAUAAUACAAUUAUUACAUUUUCUAAGAAAACAAUUUAUAGAAGAUUAAUACAUCAGAUAUAAAAGCAUAAAUUAAGAUUUAAAAUUACCUUCAGUAUAAGCAUUUUGAUUUUCUUUUACAAGUGCUUUAUAAAUUUGUGCUAUAGAAAGUUUUUCUUUUUGUACAUUUGUUUAAUCAACACCAUCCUACAUAAAUCAUAUAAGUAGUUUUAUUCGUUGAUUUAUCUAUCUGUUUUAAUUUUAGAUUUUGAGCGGGGGGAGGAGGAGUGUUUUGGUUUUACAAAGAUGUUUAUUAUUUUUUUUUAUACUUUGUUUAAAAAUUCUAACAAAAAUCUUGCUUUUAGGUAUCAGACAGCACAUUUUUUAAAAGGGUAUUUUCCUGGGGUGGUACUCUAAGGAGGUCAUUUUUUUAUUUUCUCAAGAUUUUUCAAAAUAAAUGGAAAAAACUGUGAAAAAACGCAGAAAAGAUAAGACAAUUUAUGAAAAUUAUACUUUUAUUAUUUUUUUUUUGGUGUAAUUCCGUGAAAAAUAUUUGUAGAAAUUUAACAUUUGACUAUAAACCUAGAAGUUUAUGGACAAAUAUAGAUAUUUUUCUUUUAUAGACGUGGUAAAAUUUUCAAAACACUUGAGCCAUUUUUAAGCUAUUUAUAAAAAUAUUAAUUUUGCGAGUUUUUUUACGUAAUAUUUAUUCAGUAUAGUACUGUAUAGAUAAAAAUAUAAAAUUGUUGAUCAAAUAUUUUUAAUAUCAAAUUUUGACGAAAAUCGUAAAUAUUAUGGCUUUUUUUUUUAAUGUAUAACCGAACUCCGCUCAGAAUCGUUUUUUGUUUAGCAUAUAUUAAUCAUUACGUACAGAUAUACAUACAUUCAAUUCUCUUUAUAUUCCCAACUCUUUACCUUCCCAACUUCUUAACUAAAACAGUGGCCCACCUAUCGUGUGAAAUACGUCUGUCUUUUUAUUAUUAGUAGUCUGUAGAGCAUAUGAGCUAAAUCAAGUAAAUCAUUAAAUUUUGAAAUAAACAGUUCUUCUUGUUCUUUAUGACCUCUGGUAUUUUUUCUGCCAUGCUUUUGAAGGGGUUUUUUCUCAUCGUAUAAAGAUUUGAAUUGAGAAUACAGUGUUGACUGUUCUAAUAUUACUGGAAUACGAGCAGGCCCGGUUUAAGACAUGGUAGGUGGUGAACAAAUAAGUGCCCCUUUUUUCAUUUCAUAAGAAUAUACCUACUAUGAUUAUUUAAGAGUUUUUAGUGGUAGACUAUACGCCUACGUAAUUUUGGAAAUUUCUGCUCUUACAAAUGUGUCUUUAUAUUAGUAAAUAAGAGAUACAUCUUUUAAAUAAACUUUUCUCAUUAGCUGUCACAACACGGAGACAUAUGAUGCUAUGGGUUUAACGAACCUGGAGCCCCGAGCGAAGUAUAUCCGUAUUUUUUUUAUAAAUGUUCUUAAAGAAGUUUAAACAAUUGCAUACAAUAAUAUGAGUAGCAUACUCGAAAAAAAUAACACCAUUUAUGCUGCAUGUGCCUACUUAAACAAAAUAAAAAUAAAUCAAUGAUUUCUAAAUGAAUUUAUAUAAAAAAAUAUAGCAGAUUAUUUUAAAUUGAAAUAAGUUAUUCUAUAUCAUUUUAUUUUUAUCGUAUAUAGGUUUGAACCAUGACAUUUGGCACGCCGUUACUGUACGUAUAGAUGUUCAUGGUGCUCGACUUAUAGCAAAAGUGGACAACUUGAGUGCAGAAAAAAUUAUACAAGGUUUACACAAAUCUAGUAACUAUGGCAUAUCUACUGAUUUAACAUCUGUUGUUUUAAUAGGCGGUAAGAAAUAUGUAUUAUGAUUUAUGAAAUUAUAACCUAGAAUACAUUUUUAUGUUAUACCAUCUACUUUAUGUUAUUCGCAUAAUUUAAAACUAGUAAUAUCUAUUUUAUAAAAUAUGUUAAUAUUCGUCAAUAAAUUUCGUUAUUAGUGUUAUAAUGUAGGUGCAUAAUUAAAUAUACAUAUAUUCAUUAAGCAUUCACAUAUUUAAGGAGUAUCCUGUGAGUGAUACCAACGAUACCAACUUUGAUUUAAGUUGAUUCCCUCAAGUUUGUUCUAAUAUGUAUACAAUUUUAUAUUGAUUGGUUAAGUAUAACCCGUGCCUCAAAGCCCUUAUAUUUUAAAACCACGUUUUUAUUGAAAUAAUCAUAUUUCAUUUUUGUUUUUAUUUACUUGGUAGUAAAUGGUGAAUUGCUAGACCUAAUUAGACCUUUUUUGGAUUCGGAGCGUAUUGGUUUUUUUUGUAUUUUUUGUGUUUGUCUAUCAGAAACUUGUUCCAGAGUAUAGACUAUAGCACCGUUUUUGAAAGGUAAUUUUCUGUCAUUUGUGUAUUGGGGAGAUUAUUUUUUGGGUUUUCCAAUGGGUUUCGAAAUAGUUGGGAAUAACCUGAAAGAAAAUUACAGGUAAAACGGCAAAUAUUUACGGCGCGUUACAGCGUUUAAUAAUUCUUUUAUUAUUUUAAAUUUUGUUUUUUAACGUAUUUUAGUUCAUAAUAUUCGUAGAGAUAUUAAAUUUUGACGUACAUGGUAAAAUUUUCAAAACAUUUGAUUUAUUUCUGAGCUAUUUAUAGACAUUUUAGUUUUGCUAGUUUUUUAUGUCAUUUUUAUUCCGGAAGUACUCUGUAGAUAAAUUGUUAGACUUAACAGGAAUGUUUGAAAGUUGAAUAGGAAAUUUAUUAUUAUAAGUCGCACUUAGGUGGUGUGAAAAAAAAAUAAUUUAGUUUAAUGUAUGUAGUAUUUUUUUUUUUAGAUUCUCAGGGGAACGAAUGAACAAAUGUGAAAAACCGGGAUAAAACACGGAAAAGCCAGGAAAAACAUAGAAAAACUGGGAAAAUCGAUACAACAUUAAACAAAUUUUAUUAAAGAAAUAUAUAGUCUAUAUAAUUAUUUUACUAUGAAAUGACAUAUAUAUUGGUGACAAUGCAUCACUAUCAACUGAACUCUGUUCAGAAUCGUUUUUUCGUAAGUGAUGGUUUAUCGUUGCUUACAGGUAUACAUUAAAUUAUCUAUAAUAGUGGCUGCAGUCGUCCCUAUUAUUCUCGGAUAUCUUUUUUAAGGUUUUUUUUACGGUGCACACGAAUUGAGUCCCGAAAUCCCUUUUCGACAUGAAUUGCGUUCCGAUGAUAUUUAACCAGUACACGAAUUGCGUCUCAACGUAAAAAAAUUAUUUUCCUUCUUUCGAUCUAUAAUUUCAUUGUUAUCAUUUAGUUAAAUGUAUGACUUACACGUUCUUUUACAGCAAUUCCAACGUUGAAUAACGAUAUUCAAUAUUUUAUGGUAACGAAAUUUAUAUCCAUGUAUAAAGUUUUAUUUUUUUUACUUAAAAUCAUUGAUAUCAUUUUAUGCGAAUACGAUUUUCUAAGAAAACUAAGAACAUAACAACGUUUACGAUCCACGAUCCAAACCAGACUAAAAGUAAAAUUAAAAAGAUAGGUAAGAUAAUGGGAAUCGUGCAGCCACUGAUGUAGAAGGGAAGUAAAGAAGGAUAACGGUAAUUUAAUGUAUAUUUGUAAGCAACAAUAUAGUGAUGCAUUGUCACCAAUAUAAAUGUUAUUUCAUAGUAAAAUAAUUAAAUAAGCUUUAUAUAUUUUUUUUAAUAAAAUUUGUGUAAUGUUGUACCGCUUUUCCCGGGUUUUCGUGUUUUAUACAGUUUUUUCACAUUUGCUGGGAAAACUCUUGGGAAAAUCGAAAAAUUAGCUCUCUAAAGUACCUCUCUUGUAAAAUCUCCUUUUUAGAAAUAUUGCUAUCAUUAAAAAUUGGAGUAAAAUUGUUUGUAGAAAAGUAGUCCAUAGAAAAAAAAAAUGGUAAAUUAUAUUUAUUAUAAUAUUUCAUAAAUUUUCCCGUUUUUUUUCGGUUAAGAGUUUUCUCAUCAAAUGCGAAAACUCUUGACAAAAUCGAAUUUAUUAAUAAUUUUAGGUACUGGUGCAAUAACAAGAUAGUCCAAAUUUAUAAUUUUUCAGGAGACACAAAAAACAUUUUUUUUUUUUUUUUUUUCAUGUACAUUAGUAAAAUUUUAAAAUGCUUAAGUAUUAUAAUAUUGAUUGAUACAGUAUCUAUUUCAUAUAAUUACAUGAAUAGCAUAUUCGAAUUAAUUAAUAAAAUAACCACAAUAUUUACCAUAAUGCUUAAAUAUUGGUUUUUUUUAGGCGCAACAACAGAAUACGUCCAAAACUUAUUUGGUUAUUCCACCGAAUUUGUUUUAGGUAAUACAUUAAUGAAUAAAACAUGACCGCAUCCAUGACAAUAUAUUAUUUCAUAUUCUUUAAUUUCUUUUAUUUAUACAUAUUAUUACUUCUUUUAUAGAAUUACUAAAAUAAUAUAAUAUUGUUUUUUUUUUUUUUGAUUUUGUUUGAUAUUUUGUGUUAAGAAACAUUAAAAUGUUAAAAAAAUCGUAGAGUAUGAAAAUAAUCAACAAUAUUAGUGAUAAAAUGAUUAUUAAUAUAAGUGCUCCACAGUUUUUCUAAUUUUAUAUAAUUAACUGGCUAUUAAAUAAAAUUAUGCAUACAAUUAAUAUUAUUAACUAAUAAUAGACUAAUAAGUCUUAUUAUCAAAUUCAUUAAAUACCUUUAAUGCACCGAAAUAAAGUGAUAAAUAGUGUAAGUUGAUUUAGUGCAAAAUCAAGAUACUUCCGGACGUAUCUGGUUUUUGCACCAGAAAAUACAUUUUAUUUAUAUAUUUAUGAGAUACGCCCGGACGUAUUUCGUAGUUAUUGCACCGAACAAAAUGAAUAAAAUCGGUUUUUGGUGAAUAUUUUUUAAUACACUGAUUGGACGUAUCUGGUUGUUGCACCGGUGUCUAAAAUUGUAUUUAACACAGUUUUUUUUUUUUUAUAUUAUCUUUAUAUACUAGGUGAUCUAUUUUAGUGGGUACAUUCAUUAUUUCGGAUUUUUUUUUUUAGAACAUUUAAGAAACAAGCUUGAUACCUUUACAUAUUUUAUAGUUUAAAAUAUGUGUGAUAUCCAGCGAGGUAGGAGAACAUUACCUCGAUGACCGUCCGUCCGAGACGGAUGACAUAAACAGGUGAUUGUGAACUGACGGAGUCCUGGGGGAUUUAGAAUUUGAUUAUAGCUUUGAAAUUAAUAUUAUGAGCACCAUGAUUAUAUGCAAAUUGAGUAGUGGUUAAUUUUUCGGCAGGUGUCAGGUAGUCUGGUAGUGUCGGUAAGAAAAAUUAUUUUGAAAAAAAGAAGGCUCGCUGGUGCACAUUUUGCACCUAGCAAACAAAAUACGGGUAUAUACAUAAUGGAAAAAUAAUUAUUGACUUGAAUGAUGGUGUGAGUUGAGAUGAGAGGCAUUAUUGCUGUCGCCGGAAGUUGGUUGAGACUAUCGAUUGGACCGGUUUUGUUGGCCCGUCAAGGACCGUUGCAUUGAGUUUACGCUGCUAUGAUAUCUGAAUUCCAACGGUGGUGAACGAAAAUAAAAUAGUUGCGGUUCACGUCGGCAGUACAGUAGUAAAAAAAAAAUGUGAGACGGCGGACGCUGUGGCUAUACGAGUGGUGAUGUGUUUCCGGCUUCGACUCUAUAUAGGACGGUCGCUAUAAGGUGGCCGGCUGGGAGUGGGUGCGCGUAGGCAGGGUGACAAGUAGGUAGUGGACUUUGACCGCGCUCAUAAUACUAAUCACGUAAUAUUAAUGAGCAACUAAAUAUUCUGGGGCGUUAUAAGCUGCUCUACAAUUUUAUAUUUAUAUUAUUUUUUGUCUCCUUCUUUUUAGGGGUAAAACUACUACCUACUUUUGAUUUUAAAAUAGCAACAUAUAUUAAAAAUUCCAUAAAUAGGUGGAAUAUAAGUUAAAAUAAAUUUUUGUGUUGAAAUGCUUAAUUUCUGUUGAUCCGUUGACGAGGUAUUUCACUUUUAAGUUUGGGUUGGAGGAGAGUUGCGGUGCAUUAUUAACACGCCGUGCACCGUACUGCCAAACAAAUGAUACUUCACUACUUUCCUCCAACCCAAACUUAAAAGAGGAAUAUCUCGUAAACGGAUUGACAGAAAUCAAACAUUUCAACACUAAAAUUUAUUUUAACUAAUAUUCCAUCUAUUUAUAGAAUUUUUAAUAUAAGUGGCCAUUUAAAAAAUCAAAAAUAGAUAGUGGUAAAACACCUCCAAAAUUAACAUAAAUAUAAACCUAACCUAACAGAAAAUGGAACCUUUUAAUCCCUGUUUUCGGCAUUCACAACGAGCAGUGUAGUUUUGUGUAAUACAUGAAAUUAAAUUUGACAAGAUUUAAAGGGAUCGACCAAAAAAAUUAUAACAUUGAAAAAUAAGGACCACCUUAAUAUAACAUAUAAGUUGGCACUUUGUACUGAUCUAUGUUUGUGUACAUUUCAUCUUAUUUUUAAGGUUUGAGCCAUGAAGAAACACUACAUGGUGUUAAAUAUAUUAUCGAAUCAUUUGUUGGCUGCAUAAAAGAGAUGAUUUUAAGUGCUGGAAAAGCUGCUUCAGAUUUAUUACCAAUUAAACCAUUAAUUGCAACUAAACAUGAUAAUGUUUUAGAGGGAUGCAUAGAUAAGUGAGUUAUUUUUUCAAUAUUUCUACAAGUUAUUGUUAGGGAAAAUAAUAUGUAUAUUAAAUAUCUGUAUUUAAAUGGAAAUUUUAGGUGUAAAACUGAAGACAAUAUUUGUUUUAAGGGAAGUUUAUGUAUAAAUCAUUAUAAUCAGCUGUCAUGUGAUUGUUUUGGGACUCUUUAUGAAGGCGAAUACUGUGAUAUGUAUGGUAAUAGACUUUUUUUAGAUUUAUAAAAUUAAAUAGUUACAAUUUGACCAUUAUGUAGGUAUACAGGCUGUCCCACAAAGAUAUACCCCUUGAAUAUCUCUGGAGAUAAUAAAAUUCUGUUUUUUUGUUUAUUAUUCACAGGGACGAGAAAUAUAAAUUACGAGACUACAAAUAUUUUUAUUUUUAUUAUUAUUUUCUUUAAAAAAUUUAAAAAAUAAGUUUAUUUUAUUUUUUUCAAAAAAUUUUAAGAUAGCUAUUCUGUAGAGUUUAUUUUUUCUGAAAAUUGUAAUAUAUCACAUAUUUACAUUCGAUGGAUAGUUUUUAAGUAACAGCCAUUUUAAAUUUUAUUAAUCCGUGUGAUGUUAUCUUGGGAAAAACCUAACCGUGUUACAUGAUAACAUGGGUUUUCACACAGAUUAGUAGAAUUUAAAACGGCUGUUACUUAAAAACUAUUCAUUGAAUGUAAAUGUGUGAUACAUUAAAAUGUUCAGAAAAAUAAAUUCUUAAAAAAAAUGUAUAAAAAAAAAAAAAAACAUUAAUUUAAAUAUAAAUAUUUGUUGACCUUAUUUCUGCGAGUAAUAUAUAAAACAGAAACAUAAUUUGAUUAUCUUUAUUACUCCGGAGAUAUUUAAGGGAUAUAUCUUCAUGAGACAGUCUGUAUUGUAUAUGUUAUAUUUUAAUAAAUUAUUUUCAGUAUCAACUGUAUUAACUUUACGAGGAUCUUCUUAUGUAUCAUAUCGUGUUUAUGACUGGAAAGAUAGAGUUCAUUCAAGUAUGAACCGUAUUAGUUUUAUGUUUAAGACUAGAUUUGAUGAUUCUGCUUUAUUUUACGCAAGUGGAGAAUCUCAUAAACAUCACCAUAUUGCUAUAUCCAUUUAUAAUGCGUCAGUUAUUGUUGAAAUUGAACUCGGUGAUGGGGAACCUAUAUUAGCAACUGUAGGUCAUAAUACAAAUUCAAACAACUGGCAUAACUUGACAAUAUUACAUAAAGAAAAUAAUAUCACAAUUAUUUUUAACGGCGAAACAAACAGUUAUGAUUUGGCUGGAACAAAAAAUUUUUUAUACAUAGACCCCGAAAUUUAUGUCGGUGGUGCCCCAACACUUUCUAAAAAACGUGGUAUAAUAAAUAAUUUUUUUAAUUUCAAUUAAAAUAUAUCUAAACAUGUUAUAACUAUACAAAAGUGUCUUAUAUUUUCAGGUUUGAAAUCUCAUAAUAAUUUUGUGGGUUCUUUAAAAUAUGUUUUCUUUAAUGAUAUAUCAAUAUUAUAUGAAUUAAAAAGAGGAAAUCCAAAAGUACACUAUAUUGGCUUUUUAUCACCAGAGUUAACAGAAACUGAAGUUGACAUGAUUCCUAUGACUCUACCUUUUCCAUCUUCACAUAUUUUAUGGCCAGUCGAAUCUGCUAAUCAUAUAAGUUUAAUGUUUGAUUUUAAAAGUCAUAAACACAUGGCUAUUUUAUUAUCAUCUCCUGUGACAACAUCACAAUUUACUCAGAAUGUCUCAGGAUUUUGGGAAGUAAGCAAUAUUUAUUUAUUACAUAGUAUUUUAUUUAUUUGAAUUAAUUGAUUAAAUAUAUGUUUGUAAGUUGCUGAUGGUAAACAAUGAAAUUCGUUUUGUACUUACACCAUCAGUUAGUAAAAAUUUCACACAUCUAACAACAGUUAAAUAUGAUUUAAACAAUGAGGGAUCAUGGCAUAAAGUGUGGUUAAAUUAUACUAAAGGCAUUAUUUCAUUAAGCAUAGACAACAAUAAUAAGACUAAUUUUUUGAAUGGUAUUCAACAUUUUUUGGCCGAUCGAACUAUAACUAUAGGUAGUGGAAUUGGAGGCAAAGGAAAUUUUGGUAUGGCAUUGUAAUAAAAGAAAUUUAAAAUAAUUUUGUAUUUAAAAUAUAAAAUAUAAAAUUAUUAUAGGUCUUGUAGGUUGUAUAAGAGAGAUUUGGUUAGAUGGCAUAUUUUUAGAGUCUAGAUAUGUAGUUAGAACUAAUAGAACGACUGGUCAAGUUUCUAUUGAUAAUUGCCAAUUAGUAGAUCCAUGCAAGAGACCAAAUGCUUGUGAACAUGAUGGUAAAUGCUCAGUUGUGGAUGAUAAUGUAAUUUGUGACUGUAAAGGAACCGGAUAUAUUGGAAAAAACUGUCAUUUUGGUAAAAAUAUCUUGUUCUUCAUUAAUUUGAAUAUAUUUGAAUAUAAUUGAAUGCUUUAGCACAGUUUCGUAAGACAUGCGAAGAACUUGCUCUUUUGGGUUACACUAAGCCUGAUGUUUAUUUAAUUGAUAUUGAUGGAAAUGGAAAAUUUCCUCCAGCUCAUGUUAAAUGUGAAUUUGGGGUUCAAGGAGAUUCAAAGACUAUUGUUGAACACAAUUUACCCAGUCAAAUUGUAAAUAAAUAUAAAAAUUAAUAGUUUUGUAUAUAAUACAUUCACAGGUAUCAUUAAUAAAUAUUUACUUAUGUAGGAUGUUAGAAAUGCAGGUCAAUCAGAUUUUAGUUUUACUAUAACAUAUAGAGAUUUUCCUCCAGAAAUGUUAAAGGAGCUUAUAUCACACUCAUUACACUGUAGUCAGUAUAUAAAAUAUGAUUGUUACAAAGCACCUCUUGAUCUUCAUUCUGCAACUUGGUUUACUUCUGCUGCCCAAGAAGAACUUAUCAACUUUAUUGGUUUUGCUAAACGUGGAACUUGUCCAUGUUCAAGUAUUUCUUAUUUCUUGAUUUUUAAUUAUUAUUUGUGUAAAUUCAAUGUUUGUUUUUAUUAUUUAUAGUGAAUAAAUCAUGUUCAAAUAGUUCAAAUUCAUGCAAUUGUGAUUUUGCAGAUGCAAAAUGGCAUUCUGAUGAAGGGCAUUUUCAAACUUCUAAAUAUGGGGGUUUAGGAAUAACAAAAAUGUUUUUUUUACAACAAGAAAAUUUACAAAUUGAUUCUCUAGGACGUAUAACUUUAGGGCCUCUUGAAUGUGUUGAAACAAGUUAAGUUUUAUUAAAAUUAUCAUAAAAAUGUAUUACAACAAAUUAUUUAACAUUUUCAGACACUCAAAAAUAUGUUGUAACAUUUACAACUAGUCAAUCUUAUAUUGAAGUACCAGGUUGGAGAAAAGGAGACAUAGCAUUUAGUUUCAGAACUACUGGUGAAAAAGCGAUUCUCCUAUAUCAACCUCCAAUUCGAAGACAGCAUCCUUCUUUUAUGGUUGCACUCACAAGUGGUAUGUUAUACAUAGGUACAUUUAAUUUAUUGUGAUUUUGUAGUAAAAUUAUUUUAUUUUCAUAAUAAUAUAAACAGGUUUGAAAUCUUUUUGAAAAUGUUUACAAAUUACAAAAUUUCAAUAAUUACAUGAUUUUAUUUUUUUAAUAUGUGUGGUAUUCUAUGUUAAAUUUAGAUUUUCGAUUGACUUUUAAUUUUACUUUAAAUUCUGGAAAAUCAAGGGAAAUGGAAGUGAAAUCAAGACGAAGGUUGAAUAACGGAGAAUGGCAGAAAAUUUGGAUUGAUUAUAAUUCUCAUCAUGUACGUUUCAUGAUUAAUACAGAUUAUGAAAUGAUUGAUCUUUUACCGAAUGAAAAAUUUGGACCUUUUGAAGGAAGUAUGUAUAUUGGUGGAGCUACAGAGUAAGUAUUAAUUUAUAUCAAUUAUAAUAUUAUUCGAUUAACAGUUACAAAUUAAUUAAAUGGAUUUAGAGACCUCCUUCAAGUCACAACUGUAAGUCAAGGUUUAAUAGGAUGUUUUCGGGGAUUAGUAGUUAAUGGCGAAAUUUUAGAUAUUUAUUCAUAUAUGAGUGUUCAUUUAUCAGAAAUUAUAAAACAAUGUAAGCCGUCAUGUGCUCCAAAUCCUUGUAAAAAUGGAUCAAAAUGCAAAGAAUUAUGGAGUACAUUUCUAUGUGUUUGUGAAAAUCCUUGGGCUUAUACUGGAGUACUAUGUGAAAAUAGUUGAGUAUCAAUAUUCUAUAAUAUAUAUAUCAGUUUUAUAAUAUACCUACCUUUUGCAUUUUUAUUUUAUAUUUUUAGACAUUAAUAUACAUGGUUUAACAUUUAUAACGAGAGAGUCAUAUUUUAAACGAAAUUAUUUUAUUAACAAUAUAACUGAAUUAAGUCAAGAAUCUUAUUACAAACUUUUGACAAAAAAUAUUUUAAUGAAUUUAAGAACAUAUGAUAAAAAUUCAUUAAUAUUACAUGCGAAUGAUCAUUUAAACAAUUUUGUACAACUUUUCAUUAUGAAUGAAAAUUCUGUUGUGUUGGUGUUUAACCAUUUUCAUAAAAUUUACAACAUAACUGUGAAAUAUCCAGGUAACUUUUAAUUAUUGUUAAAUUAUAAAACACCUUACUAAAUUAAAUAAUAUUAGGAUUAAAUCGGGGACAAUCAAUUCAACUAGCUUUGGUGAGAACACAAAAUGUUACUAUGUUGCAUGUAAAUGAAGUCAAUAGUUCUGUUCCAGUUGGUUGUAGUUUAUUGGCAAAUUAUACAAGCAAGCCUUGGUUAAAUCCUGAACUAGGUACAUAAAAUUAGUUUCUUUUAUAAUGGUAUUGAUAUAGUUGUAAUUCUGUGUCUUAAUUAUGUAUUUUUCUAAUUACAUUUCAAGAAAUUUUAUCACCACAAAGACCACCAGCUCCUCCUACUGAAUAUUUUCAAGUAAAUAUUGGUGGAUUUGAUCCAGAAAACUUAAUUAGUAGUAAAAAAGAUUCUCAAAUCUUAAUGGGUUAUGUUGGUUGUAUAAGAGGAUUAAAAAUAGAUGAUUUUGUUGUCACCUUUAGUAGUCUCGGCUUAGCUAAUUCUUCAUUUAACACUUCUAAAGAAAAAGGUAUUUAAAGAAAUCAUAAGUAUAAUUAGCUAAGUAUUUCUGUUAGUUAAAAAAUAAAUCAAUUUUAUAGAACUUAGAGGUAUAAUAUCUGGUUGUUAUAUGAAAUGUGACGAACAACAGCCUUGUAAAAAUAAAGGAAUUUGUAUUGAAAACUUUCAGAAAGGAGGAAGUUCAUGUGAUUGUGAACAUACAUCUUACUAUGGCGAUUUUUGUGAUUUAGGUAUAACAAAAUACUGUAUUUUAUUGUAUUAACACUGUUAAUUUGAUAAAAUAUUUAAAUAUCAUGUCUUUUAUUUAGAUAAAGGUGCAGAUUUUAGUGGUGUUUCUGUUUUACGGCGAAAGUUUCUUCUUGAAGGACCAGUAACACAAGUUAAAUUAAAUUUAGCUUUUUCAAGCAGUGACAAGAGACAGCGAAGUACAGUUUUAUUACUUAUACAAACAGAGAACAAGUAAAUUUAGAUUUAAUAUUCCAUAUAAAAUCAUUAUUCAUAGUAAAUAUCAUAUAGUAGAUAAACAGACAUUACAUAAAUAGAAAACUAUUAUAAAAAUGCAUAGUAAAAAGAGCUGAUAGUGGGUUUGAGUGUACCACUGUUAUAGAUGGAAAUUGGAAAAGUAGGAUAUACGAAGUUAUUUAAUUUAUAUACAUAUAUAUAUAUAUAUAUAUAUUUUAUUUUAAAUACAAGGCCUCCACUACACUGGUCAUUGGCUACGAUUAUCAUGAUACAUAAUAUAGAUUUUUAGUACAUUAUAAUUUAUGAGUAUACAAGUUUUUAAAAAAAAAAAAUACAAUGGAGUGAAAGGAGAAGAAAAAAGACAUCCUAGGAUAAUAAGGACAGAUGCAGCCACUGUUAUAGUUAAUUUAAUUUAUAUCUAUAAGUAACCUAACCUAACCAUUGCGUAUAAAAAUAAUGAUUAUGAGCAGUCUUGUGUAUAGUGAACCUUUGCCAAUAAAAUACAUGCCAUAUUAUAGUCAAAUAAUUAAAUAGGAUUUAUAUAUUUUCAUUAAUAAUAAUUGUUUAAUGUUGUACCAAUUUGCCCAUGUUUUUUCCCAGUUUUUCACUUUUGCUGUGAAAAAUCCUGAAAAAAUCGAAAAAUAACCUCUCCAGUCGGAUUUCCUUUUAGAAAAAGUGCUAUCAUUGUAAAAUGGAGCAUAAUUGCCGGUAGAAAAGUUGGUCAUAGAAAAACAUAUUAUUUGAUUUUGGAUUUAUAUUAUGAACUUUAAAAAAUUGCUCUAUUCUUCUGAUAAUUGGUAUAUUUAUGUUGGUAUGUAAGUUAUAUGGAUUUGUAUUUCUAAUAUUUAAUAAAGUUUUAAAGAUAGGGUUGGCCAGGUAAUAAGCUAUUUUGAUUGAAUUCUGAAGUUCAUGUAAUUGACAUAUUAUUUCUAGAGAAGUUAGCACAAUUAGCAAGAAAGAAAUUGGAAAUUUCUUCGAGACCAGCAGACUUUGAUUUUACUAUUGAGUGUAGACCAGCCGAUGUAUCAUUGAGUGGAAUAUUGCAGUUGGAUAGUAAAGAAAACUCAGAAGAUGGGUCAUUGUGAAUAUUUAUUUGAUGAAUGUGACCAAGAGGAGUAAGCUUGUAUACGGAUGAAAAUUGUGGCGUACUUGAAUUUUAAUGUGAAUUUUAACGUGAAUAGACCUGAAUUUUACUGCUUACUCAUUUAAACCUAUUAAGUAUUAAGUAUUAAUAAUAGUUUUAUUCUUUAAGAAGAAUAAAAUAAAUAAUAGCCUUAUCUGAACUAAUUUCAUUUAUUUCUGAUCUCUUAAAGUUUGGAUCGUUGUUAUAAUUUGUAUCAUGUUGGUCUCUACUUUCUACAUCAAGUUUAGGUUUUUUUAUUAUCCCCUUAUCCAUUGUUAAUGUAUUUAAAAAAAAAAUAAGUUUUAACAACGUACUUGUCAUAAUUUCGUUUGUCACUAAGUUUAAUGGUUCAAUGGCUAACAUUAAUCGCACAAAAUAAAAUACGUGACGGCGAUAAUACCAAUUACCCAUAAUGCCGAUUACACCGUUCGUCCACGUCCAUAUCUACACUAUUUUUGUAGAAAUACUUAUAUUCCCGUAAGUACCCACAUUUUACUAAAAUAGAAUAGAAUAUUCUAAAAUCAAUGGCUGUAUCAUUUAAUNAAAAUACAAUUAAUUAUAAGUACCAUGCAUUUUAGUUUUCUCAUAUAAUAAAUAAAUUCAUAAAUUCUAAAAAUUUCGGGGGGGUUUGAUCUCCAAACCCCCCCCUCCGUUAGUAUGCCACUGGAUGAGAAUUAAGUAGAAAAAAGAUUAGAGAUAUCUAACUCGUUUUUGUCUUCAAAAUCAUUUAAAUGUAUGGUAUUUGGUAUAGUGUUUGAUUGUGUGUUCAAUGAGAACUAUUUUUAGAAAAUAUUUUUCUGGUUAAAAAUUAGAUUUUUUUUCAAACUGGUGUAUAAAAUCCUUAUAUGCUAAUUAUGAUUUUUUUUUUUUUUAAUUUUUCUCGAUAGUAAGAGAAAUUUGUGUAGUUGGGAAAUAAUUUUAUUCAUGAUAUAGUUUUUGUGUGCUUUUAUCUUUUUCCAUAUAAGUGAUUUUAUCUCUUUGGUGAACCAGUCUGGGAAUUCGGAAUGAGAAUUAAGUAUUGAUGUAGGGAUAAAUUUGAGUAAGUAUGUAUGUAAAGCAUCGUGAAAGAUAGUGGCAGAGGUUUCAGUAUUGUUAUUACAUAAGGUUUCUUCUUCAGUUAAAAUAAUUUAAAAUGAGUUGAUGUUAGUAUAAUCAGCUUUGAGAUAGUUUUAGAAUGAUUGAUUAAAGAGGAGAGUGUUUGUAUUUACCAGUAAAUUGACUGAAAUUUGAAAAGUAGGGUAUCGAUAUGUUUUAAAAGGUCAUAGUGGACUUCGGUUGAACAGUUAUUUAUAUUAGAAAAUAUUAAAUCUAGGAGAUUUCCUGACGGGUUUAAAAUAUUGUUAAAUUGAGUUAAAUUUAGAAAUGAAAAACUCUCGAUAAUAGUAUAAUUUGUAGGCGAAGAAAGAAAAUUAGUGCAUUUAUAUCCUAGUUUGUCUCUGAUCCAUAUAAGAGAGGGAAUGUUAUAGUCCCCAUAGAUCAAAAAUUUGCGAACUCAAAAUGUGAGCGACGUGCGUAAUCAAUAUUUUGAAUUAUUAUGUACCGUAGUACCGUGGCGACACUGUUUAAGAGACGUUUAUGAUGGAACUGGUAAUUGUGUUGUGUAACCUUGAUCGUUUAUUUUACUAGUAUUUAAUAUUCAAUAUAUUACAAAUUGCAACCAAGUUAUUAAGUGAUCACGCACGUCCUCAUGAUCAAAAUACUAAGCGGUAAAAAAAAAUUAGAGUUGCAUUUUAAACUGCUCAUAGAAUUUUUUGAUAUCGUAACCUCACGAUGUUUACACUGUUUACAGAAGUAUACAUAAAAAAAUAUUGAAUACAUGAAAACAUAAAUAACAGAUCGCGUUUUACAGAUCGCAUGUUAGGUUAGUGUUGUUAAAUAUUUGACAAUUAAUAGAUAACAAUAAUAUGUUAUACAACGAGAAGAAAAAGUGUCAGUAUUGUUAAUUAGUGUUUUUUUUUUUUUGAAAAAAUAAAAAGAUAAAUAGAAUAAAAUAGUAUUUAUUGGUGCGAUUUGUGGUUUUUUUGAUAUAGAGAUAAAAGUUAAAAAAGUGAAAGACGGGGGAUAAAAUUUAAAUGGUUUUGAAUACCUCUAAAAACCUCUUUGUAAAACCAAUACUAUCAAUUUGGUUAUGCUGCAUAAUGAUCAUUCGCAUAGAUAAUAAAAUAGUUAUUAUCUAUGGUUACCCAAGAUAUCAAGGCACAUUAUAGACGUGACGUAAAGACCGUUUUUACAUUUUUUUAUGGCGGAAAAAUAUUUGUGGAAUCAUGAUAUUAAAUUUCGACAUCCGACUUAAAUUAUAAUUACAUUAUUUAAAUUAGCUAUAGUAUUCUCAGUUAUUGCUGUUAAUGAAUUAAUCAAUCGUAUUUUGCCCUUUUCGCAUAUGGCUAUCAGACUUCAUAGGUCUUAUGAGACUUUAACACAGAGUUGGCUAUCUAGUAGUUUUAUAUAUAUGUGCCUUGUUGUUAUAUAUAUACUUUGUUAUCGGCAGCUAUAAAUGUGAUAACGGAUAAAAGAGAAACACGCGAGCUGCUAGUACGAUUAGCGGAACACAAACUCUAAUUUAUAUUAUUGUAAGCAACAAAAAACCAUUGCUAACGAAAAACAAUUCGGAGCGAAGUUCGGUUAUACACAAUAUUUACGAUGUUCGUUAAAAUUUGGUAUUAAAACUCUUAAAAAAUAAAUACUACAUUACUCAUUGUUUUUUUUUUUUAAACAUUAAGUAUUUAUAAUGAACUUCCUGUUAAAUUUCAAUCAUUUCUGUUUAGUCUAGCAAUUUUAUCAACAAAUAUCAGUUACGUAAAAACUUGCAAAAUUAAAAUGUUUCUAAAUAAUUCAAAAAUGACUUAAAUUUUUGAAAAUUUUAUUUCGUUUAGAAAAAGUAAAUAUAAGUUUUCUGUUAAUAUUUAAAGUUUUUUGAAUACCUAUAUUAUACUUAUAUAUCUAUAUUGCAACCUAUAUUAAAAAGUCCAUAAAUAGAUGGAUUAUUAGAUAAAAUAAAUUUUAGUGUUGACAUUUUUGAUUUCUGUCAAGCCGUUAACGAGAUAUUCCAUUUUUAAGUUUGGGUUGGAGGAGAUUAAUGGAGUAUCAUUUGUGUGACUGUACGGCGCGCAGCGUUUUAAUAACGCACCAUUACGUUCUUCUAAUCAAAACUGAAAAGUGGAAUAUCUCAUCAACAGCUUGACAGAAAUAAAAAAUGUCAACACUAAAAUUUUGAAAAUUUCAACUAAUACUUCAUCUAUUUAUGGACUUUUUAAUAUAGUUUGUUAUUUUAAAAUCAAAAUUAGGUAGUGGUUUUAUCUUCGAAAAUAAGGCUGACAAAAAAUAACCUAAAUAUAAAAUUGUAGAGAAGCUUGUUUCUUAAAUAUUCUAGAACACAAAUUCCAAAAAAAUUAAGACUUUUCAAGAAUUAGUGUACCCACUUAAAUGGAUCAGGUGGUAUUUACGGCGUGUCGUAACGUUAGGUACCGAUUUCAUUGGUUUUAAUUUUUGCAAACUAUGUUUUCUAACAGAAAUAUUGAUUUAAUCAAAAAAUGCCAAGAAACCAUUUUGGCAUUUUGCAUUUUGGAUCUAAAUACUCACGUAGUAGACGUUUAUUGAUAUUCUAAGUAGUCUUCAUAAUGAUUGGGAAAAUCGGAAUAAGACGAAAAAUAAAAACUGAUAAAUUUACGGCGUUAAUAUUCCUUUAUUAUUCCGAAAUAAUGAGUGUAUUCAAUUUAAUGGAUCACCUAGUAUAAUGGUAUAUAUAUAUAUAUAUAUAUAUAAUGAAACCAAUACAUUAUAAUACUAGUAUAAAAUAUAGUAUUAAACUUAAUAUUUACAAUAAGUCUUUUUGAUUUUAAAAAAUAUUCAUGGGAAAUUAUAGUUUAGAACCAUUUUAAUAUUGUUUUAAUAAAUGUCUAAUAUACAUUUUAUAAAUGUUCUGAUUUUUUAAAAGUUAGCCAGUAUUUUAUUAUUUUCUAAAAUAAUCAUAUGAUAGCAUAAAUAUAACACAUAAUACCUGUAUACAUAAUUUUUUGUGUAGGAGAAGUUACUAUUUAAUUGUUGCGUUGAACGAAAAAGGUGAAAUGAUUUUUGAAGAAGAUCGCGAGGGAACAGGAGGAGCAUUUGGUGCACGUAUUAAAGACAGAAACUUUUUAAAUGGAGCAAGACAUUCAGUUUAUUAUAAACGUACAGAUAGAAGUUCAAUACUUAUGGUAAUUAUUUUUUUACAAUGUAUUCAUUGAUUUAUUGAUGAGGAACGCUUUAGUUUAUUGAUUUUUUAAAAGUAUUAGACUUAAGAUAGUUUUGCAUAUAUAUAUAUAUAUAAACAUCCUUUAUAAUUGGUGUAACCAGAAUAAUUUACGUUCAAAUAUUUUUAAAUGCAAAGUAUUAACCUUCUCAAAUAAACGGACACUAUAUCUUUAUAAUUACAAUUAAAUGACUCUGAACUCGCUCUUGUUUAUAGGAAUAAUGACAUGGGUAUAAUUUUUGAUGCAAUACUAUUGUUUAACGAGUAUUAUUUAAAUAUCCAAAAGCUUCUUCUAUGCUUAGUUUUAUACAUUUAAGCUAUAAAAGUUUUAAUAAUCUAUAUCCAUAUGCAUUAAAAAUACUUUGUUGCUCAUAUUAUGUACAAUUAAUUUUGGAUUAUAACUCUAAAGUUUAGUUACCUAGGAAUAUUGGUUCGAUACAAACAAUAGAGUUGAAACAAAAUCGUUUUUAAGAUUUUUGUCAUUUAAUUGCGAUAUUCAACGUCGAUUUCACUCCUCUAACCUCUUACUAGCCAUUAUUAUCUCUUUUAAACAUUGAACUGUUGGUGAUACGAAGAAAAAGGUUAGAUCUCUGUUUCAUUUUUAAACUACUCAAUGGACAAGUUUAUUGUCCUGAAUUAAGUUUGAGAUUAAAUUUUUCUGCACUAGAAAAUUGUGUCUGUUCUACGACAGAAAGGUAUCGUUUCGCGCAUGUCGAAUGAACUGUGAACGAUUGUCGCGCUGUUAAAUCCCCCCCCCCACAUAAUCGCUGCAGUUUACGACGACAAGUUAUACAAUGUGCUAAAAUGAUUAACAAUUACUACGUUUACAUGUACAAUUAAAGGCGAUUUAAAAAUUAAAGUGGUUUAAUCAAGCAUCAUGUAGUCGCUUUAAAGCGACCUUAAUAAAGUAAACCGGUUUUAAUUGAAUGACGCUCGAAUAUGUGGUUUAACGAAAUUAAAUGGUUUUAUAAAUAAAAUCUGUUAUAUUUUUAUAUAUGUAAAUGGUACUUUGGCGGGUUACACCAAGACAAGUUUAAUGAUAAAGUAAUAAAGAAACGUUUAUUUACGACAUAACAAAAUUAAACAAGUGCUCACCAGUUGACUGCUUAUGGCGCGAAAACAGGCGAGCACGCAUUUAUUAGAAUAACAUGAGUGGUAAAAAUCAAUUAUACAUGAUGUUCGGAGUCGGAAAACAAUGUUUCGCGAGCGGCGACGGUGCGAAGAUGGCGAGCGGAGCUGUGGCCGAUGACUAUUGAACGCCGACGGCGAGGGGAAUGUCCGACGUCCGCCGCGAGUGACGCGCAGCGGGAAGCAGAAAUGUGGCGCGAAACCCGCCACAGUACAAUCACUUUUAUUUUGAUAAAUGAUAUUUAUUUUAUUGUGAUAACAUAAAUCAUGAUACAUAUUAUUCAGAUUUUAGUUUUAUAAAUAUUAAUUACGACUUGAAUAUUAAAGAUUCACAUGUAAACAGGUCAGGCAAUUAAGUCGACUCAUAAUAAAAUAUGUUUAAAUUAAGAACGCUUAAUUCAUAUCAUGUAAACGUAGUAAAUAAUCAUUAUUUUAUCUACUAUUAUAUUAUCAUUAUUUUUUAUACUAUUAUGCGAUACAUUUACAACAGCUUAGUCUUUAAUGUAGAAAAGAUUUCUGAUAGAACAUUUAUCCACAGAAAAACAAUCGUAAUAUUAUAAAAAUAUAUUUUCUACAUUUUCCCGUUUUUUUUUUUCGAUUUUUCGCAUUUGCUGAGAAAACUUUUGAGAAAAUCGAAAAAUCAUCCCUUUAAGGGACCCCUUCACACCGAUUUCUUUUCAGAAAAGUUGCUAUACGUAAAAAUCGGAGCAAGUCUUCUGGUUGAAAAGUUGUCCACAGAAAAAAAAAUUAACAUCUUUGUAAAACCAUAAGCUUCUUCGCUCCACUCAGAAUUUAAAAUAUAUAUAACUGUUGAUAUGUUUAAUGUAUAUUUAAAUAAUUUAAUAAAUUAGUUUAUAAGAAUAACCAGAAGUCCAGAAUAUAUGAAUGAUGUAUUUUCAGAGAUAAAUAUCUAUACAAAUAAAACUCAAGUACUACAAAAAUCAAAUUUUGACGAAACUUGUAAUUAUCACUAUCUUUUAAACAUGUAUAACUGAACUCCGCUCAUAAUCAUUUUUCGUUAGCAAAGAUUAAUCGUUGCGUAAUCGAUUUUUAAAAUAAAAAUAUAAAUUGCAUGGCAUUAUAAAUUAUUUUCGUCAAUUGUUCUGUCGGUAUUUUAGUUGUCGGUCGAUUGUUUUGUUGGUCGGUUGUCUCUGUCGGUCAAUUGUUCUGUCAGUCGAUGGUCUCUGUCGGUAUUUUACCUGUCGGUUGAUUGCCAAUCUCCUAUUAUUAUUAUUGUACAUAAAUUGCUACAUACAUGUGUUGUCCAUCAUCUCUGUAAAAUAAAUAAUUGCUUUUAAAAUGUAAAUUGUAUCUUAUAUUAAUAAAAAAGUUAAUUUCAUCCGAGUUAAUCUAAUGUCUUUUUAUUUAAAAACUAAAGGUGAAACAGCCCCAGUCAGUUUGCCUUAGCAUAUAAUUUUGAGCACAUUGUUAUUUAAACCCAUAGUAAAAUAAAAUUGCACAUACCUGCUAAUAUAAAUUAUAAUACAUUGCUAACAACUACCAAUAUCCACACAUGCAAAAAUAAAUAUAAUCAGUCGUUUGGUUUAUUGCAGAAGGCUUACUGAGUGUGGGCCUAAUUUUUUUAAAUUUUAAUAUGAAAAACAAACAAAUGAUACAAAAAGUUCAUAUGUUAUCAGAUAAUAAUUUUUACUGAUAACAUUUACAUUAUAUCAUAAUAUUACCAUCUAUGUACUUCUAAAUAUCUUAAAAAAUCACCAUUUCAUGUCGUAACAAUUAUUGAAAACCGAAUAAAUCAGUUUGCUCUUUUGCAAUUUGUCAAACCUAUUUAAUAAGGUGUAGUAACUAAGAUUUUAAUUUAGACAACUGUAGACUACUGAUCUUCUUAUAUUUCAUAUAAAUGGGUAUCAUGCCCUUCCAAAUAAAUAAAUACAUAAAAUGUAAGUUCUAUUAGGAGAUAAUAUUAUAUAUUUAAUUAAUAGCCUUUCAAAAGGCUAAAAUCAAAUUAUAAAACAAAUUAAUUAUUAACUUAAUUUAUAAUCAUUAUUUUCUUUUAUAGGUUGAUCGGGAUCCCAUUGAAUUAAAAAAAAUCCCAGUUUUAAGUUUAACUGAUACAUUAACAGAUAUCACAGCUGGUGAUAAUGAAGUACAAAUUGGUGGACUAAAUACAACUGAUCCACGGUUUGCUUCCUAUACAAGUUAUAGUGGAUGCAUUUCAAGUAAUUUGUAUUGUAAUAUAAUAAUGUAUUCAAUAUUGAUAAAAUGUGUGAAAAGUGUACUAGGUUGUUUAAAUGGGUUAUAAAUUGGAUUUUUCCAAUGAAAAUUGUAAAAGUUAUAAAGUUGUACAUUUUAGAUUCUAAGUGGAGUGGAUGUUUUUUUUUUGUGUUGACGACUUUUCUAUUAGCAAUUUUGCUCAGAUUUAAAAUGAAAGUACUUUUAUUAAAAAGAAAUUUGACUGGAGUGGUAUUUUGAGGAGGUCAAUUUUCGAUUUUCUCAAUAGUUUUCCCAACAAAUGUGAAAAAUCGAGAAAAAACAUGGGAAAAUCAGGAAAAUUGGGAAAAUAGAUCAAAUAUUAAAUAAAUAUUAUCAAAGAAAAUAUAUAAUGCAUAUGUAAUUAUUUUACCAUAAUAUGACAUGUAUAUAUGUAUGUUGACGAAGCCACACUAUCAACCGAACUCCGCUCAGAAGCGUUUUUUUGCUAAUAACGGUUAGCAACGGUCUUUGCUUAAAGAAAUAGAUUCAAUUUAUUUUCUACUGCCUUCUCAACUUCUCACCUAUCAGUGGCUGCACUCGUCUCCAUAAUCUUAGGAUAGCUUUUCUAAUAUUAAUAUCAUAUUACAAUGAUUAUUAAUUAUUGUUAAAUUAAAACAUCGAUUAAGUAUAUACAUGUUACUGUGAAUGUCAAAAUUUACAUAGCGAUAUUGUUGAAUGUUGGUAAUAUUGGUUGUUAAAUGUUAUUUUUGACAUAAUGGGAAAGUCAGAAUGAUAAUAUAUUAUUAUUAUUAAAAUACUAUAGUAGGUAUACUAACUCUUAUAUAAUAUUAAGUAUUGUACAAGUUAGUUAAUUUAGUACAAUAUUUACCCAAUAACUUUUAUAAUAUUAUUAUCUAGAUUUACAGUAUAUUUAUUUAUAAAACCAUAUCCUCCAUUUUUUUUAAAAAUAAUAAUUUUUAUAAGAUAAAAUAAUCAUUAUUUAAAUUGAUAAUACAAAAUAUAUAAUAGUGUCUAAUAAUAAUAAUUUGUUUAUUAUAUUAAACAUAAUAUUACAUUUCACGUAUUUUCUAUAAUCCAUACCAGGCAUGUUAAACUCAAAUUAUUACUUAAGUCUAAACAUCUGUAUAAACAAAUUUGUGGGCCGAAAAAAAAAAAAUUCUAAAAUAAUUGAAUUUAUUAUGAAUAAUUAAAUAUGUUUGCAUUUUAUUAUUAUAUUAAUAUAAAUUUUUCAUACAAAAUUAGAAAAAUUAAAAAUAUACAAAUUUAGGUUUUGAAUGGAGUGAAGAAGUUUGUAUGGUUUUACAAAAAUGUUUUUUUUUUUUAACUGUACGCAACUUUUCUAAAAGAAAAUCAGACUCGGGGGGGUACUUUAAGGAGGUAAUUUUUCGAUUUUCCCUAGAGUUUUUCUAGCAAAUUUGAACAACAGAAAAAACAUGAGCAAAUAUUAUUAAAGAAAGCAUAUCCUUUUUUGUACAUAUUAGAGGAGUGAGUCGAUUUAGUUGUACGUGAGUGUAUUUAAUAUAAUAUCUAAAUAAUGCCGAUUUAAGAACGAUGGUGAAGUCAGAAUUAAGGUGACUUAGUUUCAAAAUUAUAGCUUUUUGAAGUUCUAAUAUUGCGCGGGGAUAUUAUAUGUGUUAUGUUAAAUAACUCAAUAUAGUCACUUUUAAAGUAUGUCUGUCAUAGUCCAAGGGAGGCAGGCACCGCUUGUCAUCUUAGAGAUCGCAAGUACACACCCGAGUUUCGGAAAUUUUUUUGCAAAAAUCAAGCGGGUAGGUAAUAACCUAACCUAACCUAACAUAGAGACCCAAAUCGUCUCGAUCAGAAUAUUUUAAUCGAAAAAUACCACUUGAUUUCUUGUGCAAACUUUUCUACAAAAAAAAAUUGCUCCGAUGUAUUAAGUGUAGCACCUUUUAUGAAAGGAAAUAUUAUUUAUCUAUAUGGUACUUCAAGGAUUUCGUUUUUUGAUUAUUCAAGCGGUUUUCGUAAUAAUUGGGAAAAACCGGGAUAAAUGUUGGAAAAACAGGAAUAUUUAAGAAAAUAAUGCUUUUAUAAUUUAGUUAAAAAUAUUCGCAGUUUUAAUUAUAGGUUAAUUAAAAAUAUGAAAUUCUAUAAUAAGAAAAUAAUUUUACUACCUAUACGAAACAAUAUGUGUUUACUGUGUAAUUCAUUGUAUUCAAUUUAUAAAUAUUUAUUUUACUAUAGGAUGACAAUUAUAUUAUUGAAAAAGCAAUACUAUUAACCGAGCUCUGCUCAGAAUCGUUUUUAAUUAGCAAGGAUUAAUCUUUGCUUACAGAUAUAUAUAUUAAAUUCCCCUCUUUAUUCUACCUUCCCAACUUCUCACACACAUUAGAGGUCCACUCAUCGUGUGAAGUAUCUCCGUCUCUUUUUAAAUAUUAGUUUUUAAACUGCUUUUAAAUAUACUAUAAGUUCUUUAGUACAGAUAUAUUAGAAAAACAUGUAUUUUAAUUAUAGAUGUAUUUUUGGAGGUUAAUUAUAAUGCAAUGAGACCGUUGGAUGAAUACAUGCUAUUUACAAAGCCAGGUAGUGAAAAAGUAAAUGUAACAAAUCCUCAAGGAGUUCGCAGUGCUCAAUGUGCUUCUUUUGAUGAUAUAAAUAAACCUAGACCCGGCCCUUCAUUAAAUAUAAGCUAUGUAAGCUAUAAGAAAUUUAACUUUUCAUUCUAAUAUUUGAACAUUUUUGAAAUACAUAUUUUAUUUCAGGGAGUAGAACAAGCUUGGGUUCUCGAUCCUCCAGCUCAUAUGCCUUAUGAUUCUAAGUAUGCAAAGGUGUUUCCUCGACAAGAUAAUACAUUUAAUGGUAUGUUAAAAUAAAUAAAUAUUUUUUAAUGGAAUGUCUAAAUGAAUAAUAAAUACAAUUCAAAGUAAACCGUUGUUUAAAAGAACUUAUUAUGGACAUAUUAUAUACAAAUUCCCUUUUCCUGACCGGGCACUCUACCAUUGAAAUUAAUACAACAAAGGUCAUAAUAAAGUAGAAUAACAAGUAGACGAUUGAUACAAUCGUUUUAUAUUGGAUAUUGUCUAUGCUCAAAUAUUAAGAAAACUGCAUGGAAAAUCAAAAAACAACAUUCUCACAUGACAAUAAGAUCAAAAAUUCAACAAGAAAUUUCUCCUGUCGUUUUUCAAUUGGAGCAAUAUUUCUGAUAAAAACUUAAACAAUACAAAUUUUAAAUAAUGAAAUCAAAAAUCAUGCCAUACAUUUGUUAGUUUUUGUUUGUCUUUUUCGGGGUUUUCCCAAUUGUUAUGAACUCUUAAUUUUUCAGUAACUAGAUCCAAAAUAAAAUGAAAAAAUUCUUUGUUUAGUUUUUGAUUGAAACAGGUUUUUUGUCCGAAAAAUUACAAACUAAUAUAAAUAUUAGAAACGAAUUAUAAAUAAAUUAACCCAAUAUAUGUUUUAUAAAAAUUAAAUACUAAAUUAACACAACAUUUAUUUUUAUAUUUGGUUUUGAGUUGUCACCACGGUAAUGGCUAGUUUUUUAUUUCUUGUCGUAAUGUCUGUGUCAUACCAUGCAUAUCGCACUAAUGUAAAAUGGAAGAAACAACGAGAUGAAGAAAUUAAUGCUGAAAUAGUAAGAAAUAAACGUCAGUCAAUUCAGAUGCAAGAAGGAUAUAAACUUGUAAAAGUAGAAUACUCUUAAAUACUUCUUAUUUCAUAGGUGUGCGUAUGAGGGUAGAAGGUACAACACUUUCAUAAUCUGUUUUAUGCUGCUGUAAAUUUUAAAUCCAUAAAAGUAAAUUUUUUACAAAUAACUUAUGUUCAUUAAUUGAUAAAAAAGUAAAUUUAUGUAUUAAAUAAAUAUUAUUUUAUCAGGAGACGGGAUAUUUAUUGUUGCUUAUUAUUGUUAAAUGUAUUACUACAUUUAUCUAUUUUUAGAUUCUGAGUGGAGCGAAGAAGUUUAUGGUUUUACAAAGAUGUGUAUUUUUUUUUCUGUAUACAACUUUUAUACCAGAGAUCUUGUUCUGAUUUUUAGAUGUAGUACCUUUUCUGAAAAGAAAUCGAUGUGGGGAGGUACUUUAAGGAAGGUAAUUUUUCGAUAUUUCCUAGAGUUUUCCAACAAAUAUGAAAACCGAAAAAAAAAACGGGAAAUUUAUGAAAUGUAGGUAUUAUAUAGUUAAAAAUAUUACGGCCUUCAUUUUUCCUAUGGAUUACUUUUCUACCAGCAAUUUUGCUCCAGUUUAUAAUGAUAACAAUGUUUUUAAAAGGAAAAAAAAUGAGAAAACUGGGAAAACCGAGAAAAUCGGUACAUUAAACUAAUAUUAUUAAAGAUAAAAUAUAAUACUUAUUGAAUUGUUUUACUAUAAUAUAACAUAUAUAUUUUUGACAAAGUAUCACUAUCAAUUGAACUCCGCUCAGAAUAAUUUUUUCGUUAGCAAUAGUUUAUCAUUGCUUACAGAUAUACAUUUAAUUACUUAUAACAGUGGUUGCACUCGUCCCCAUUAUUUUAGGACGUCUUUUUUUAAAUACUAAUUAACUAAUUCUUUAGUUUAAUAAUGUUUUUAAUAAUUUAGAAUAAUGUAUAUUAGUAAAUUUGUGUAUGUAUUAUUAUUAAUUUGUAUCAAUUACUUAUACCUCAAUAUUUAUCUCAAAGCAUAUAUAUUAUUUAUUAUACCUCAUUUUUAUAUUGUAUUAUUUGUUUAUCCUGUGACAUUGCAAAUGGAAUUUUAAUGUUCAAAAGAAAGUUGGUUCUAGUUGGUUUUGAUCAAAUUCAAAAUUAUGCUAAUCUGUAUAUUAUGUUGUGUUUAAAACCCUGCGCACGCCUAUAUUUCAUUGAUUUGAUAGAAUUUUAAUUAAAUAUCGAUAUUGACAUUUUUUUUAUUUAGGAAGAUAAACUUCAACUGAAUGGAAUAAAUAUGGAAAUGAAAUCUUUAAAUAAACAGCCUUUGCCUGUCAUUAGAUUUAUCACUCCUGAUGAAGAUAACGAUGGGGUUAAUGGAAUAGAAUUACGAAUUGAGCCAAGAUUAAAACAUUCGACCAUUAGAGGUAAGUACUAAAGUAUUAUAUAUUUAAUUUUUAACAAAAAAAAUAAAUUAGAAUCAAAAUACCUGAAGUACAUGAACAUUAAUUUUUAUAGAAUAUUUAAGUAAAGUUGAUAAAACUUGGGAGCCUAUUGAAGAAACAUCUGAAAUACUGGAAGAUAUCAGUGAAGUCAAACAAUAAUAAUAUAAUAAUGAA
Molecule: messenger RNA, 30588 nt
Organism: Cinara cedri
Lineage: Eukaryota; Metazoa; Arthropoda; Insecta; Hemiptera; Aphididae
Source: the annotation of a GenBank genome assembly